Molecule: messenger RNA, 599 nt
Organism: Topomyia yanbarensis
Lineage: Eukaryota; Metazoa; Arthropoda; Insecta; Diptera; Culicidae
Exons: 2
Coding region: 89-544 (151 amino acids)
Source: RefSeq, a predicted model, not a curated record
GCAUUCACUAUAUAAAUACGGUUCGCUAGCGCUAGCCGAGAUACACCUAAGCUAUCGACAAAGCGAACAUCCGAUCCAAGUAGCCAAGAUGUUCAAGUUUCUUCUUGUUGCCGCUCUGGUACCGGCCAUGGCGUUAGCAUCCAUCACUUUCAGAGAGUGUCCCAACGAAGCCCCCACGCCAAGCUUGCUAACCGUCAACGACUGCGAAGGUGAGGUGUGCGAAAUGACUGCAGGAGCACCCGUACAGGCUAUGGCCUAUGGUAUCGUGAGCCCGGUUGAUAGUGCCACCGCUACUGCCUACGUCAUCGUGCGGCUCGGUGGUUUGGACGUUGGUUUCGAGAUUCCGCCCGAGUUGGUGGAUGCCUGUGCCGUCGGAAUUCAGGAAGGAUGCCCACUCUCGUCCGGCGUUGCUUUCAGCUACCAGUUGAUCGAUGACUCGCUGGAUGUGCCGGCCCGUGGUGUUGCCGUGGAGAUCGAGGUUGGUCUGACCGGUGAUGGCGGUGUCGCUCUGGGAUGUGUGCGUUUUGAUGCCGUCAUAAACUAGGGACAAUUAUGUGGAAUGCGAUUUUGGAAAUAAAUUUGAUUCGUUGAAUUAUUUA